This is a messenger RNA of Folsomia candida, 4670 nucleotides long. Its product is annotated as thioredoxin-like protein slr0233. Lineage: Eukaryota; Metazoa; Arthropoda; Collembola; Entomobryomorpha; Isotomidae. Gene Ontology annotation, cellular component: cytoplasm. The transcript is spliced from 4 exons. Gene Ontology annotation, molecular function: hydrolase activity, hydrolyzing O-glycosyl compounds; oxidoreductase activity, acting on a sulfur group of donors, disulfide as acceptor. Gene Ontology annotation, biological process: carbohydrate metabolic process. The coding region runs from base 3745 to 4545 and encodes 266 amino acids. The record is from RefSeq and is a predicted model, not a curated record.
AUAAUAAGGGAUCCAGAAGACGAAACUCUCCGCACUUUAAGUCAAGCAUCUGAAGAGGGAAGAAUUUCGUCUUUCGGAGAUAUCAUUGUUUUAUUUAUUCGACAUGGGGAAGCUACCUGUAAUCUGCAUUUUGGUUGCCUUUUUGGCAGUGGCUUCCGUUCAUACGAAAACGGCCAAUGUGAUUGACGUUUACCGAAAGAUGAUUUUUGAGCCGGCAGUGGUGAGGAAUAAUAAACCCGUCGUAGUCUUCUACUAUUCCUCGAGCCAAUGCAAACCUUGCAGCUGGAGCAUAUUGCCAAUCCUUGAGAAAAUGGUGAGACGUAAAAGCGAGUCAAUUUACUUGGCCAAAGUGGAUUUGGACAAAGUACCCGAAUUUAGAACUGAACACGCUAUUGAGACUCUGCCCACAGUGAUGACCUAUUUCAAAGGGGAUGUCAUGGACUAUGUCGAAGGACUUAACUGGGGACCCAUUGUCAAACUUGUAAAUGAAGCUGCUCGUAUGAAGUGAUUAAUUUAUCAUUAUUAGAAUUAAUUAAUAAAAAUAUCACAAAAUGGCUUCACAUACAUUUUCGUACUUUCAUUUAAAUUAUUAUCAUUCCGGCCAAAUUUUACUGGCAUUUGAGUUGACUUCCAUUGACUUGAAUUCAUUAACAAAAUUUUUAUUUAUUUAAUCUUACACGUUACAUGAUAGGCCGAUAAUAUAAUGACAUGUUUUAUCAUUCUCUAAAACUACGUGGUUUAACAAAUAAAAUUCAUUGUACUUACAAUUCUAUGCGGUUGCCUCAUUGUUAAAACUGAUGGAUAGUUCGUUCAUGACAACAAUUUUGUUUAAAUCAUCAAUUAUAUCCGAAAGCGGACCAUGAGAUUCAAGUUGAUGUAAAGUUGGUUCUUUUGGUUUUGAUCGCUUGAGCAGUAUCGAUGAACGUAGGGAUGAACUGUAAAUCAUAGACCAAAAUAAUUAGAUUUGUGUAAAAUAAAGGCAGCAUCCUGCACGUACCAGCGCUUCAAUAAUUUUUGGAAAGAAGUAAUUUUCUUGGGUUUCUGUACUUCAGUUGAAAGGACUUCAGUUGACUCCUUUAAUGUAUAACCCCAAAUAAAGAAACUGUUCAACUUCCUGUGGCUUAGGAUAGAUUUGAUAACGUUCAAAUUCACUCCAAACGCUUGAUAUUGCAGGGAUAGUAAAGUAAUGUUGUUGUUCAAAAGUCGAAGUUUUCUUAGGUUAAUUAAUUUCCCAAGGGCAGUACUGAUUUCAGAGGAUUCCAAAAAUGGGCCAUCAAUGGAAAGUUCAACCAAACUUGUGGGGAGCAAAUCCAAUCUUUGCAAAAAGCAGGAUGAUUUUCUCAAGUAGAAAAUUGCAAGGUUUGGCAUUUCGGAAAAUACGGAACAUGAAAUGCUAAUGUACAGCUUGUCCUGCCUUGAGGACGUCAUUCCCAUAUUCGAUUCCAAUUGACUGUCCGUCAACGUGAGGAGUUGCAGAAUUAUUAGACUGUUCUUGUUAUGGAGAAGAACUGGCAAUAGGACCUCGGUGAAAAAAAGUUCGAAUGGUGACAUCCAGACGAGGCGAGUAAGGUGACCGACCUCUCCUCGGCUCCGGAGUAAUUUUACCCAAUAGUUUUCCAGAAAUGAAUCUCCAACAUAUUUUUGGUUUUCUUCGUCCUGUGGGUUAGCCCAGAAGAUAAUGUCCAAUUCUUCAAGUUGUGGAAAUAGGUUGCGGCCUUCGGAUAAAGCAGCGUCGUGAGAUAUGGAAAGAGCAUAGUCGAGCAUUGUCCUCACGCUAAGAUGCUCAAGGGUGGAUGAGUGUCGGUUAAGAAAGGUUUCCAAAGCGUUAUGCCACAAGGAUAUUCUGGUCUUGUUGCGAACUUUUGCUCCUCCGCACAUGUUAACGAAUGCGAAUUGCUGGAGGGAAAACGAUUGUAUUGUCCGGAGGAGAAAGAGAACUCGAUUACGGAUGUUUCGUUCCUCAUUGUAGAACAUAUUGUUCUCAUCAUACGUGUCAUCUGACUCAAAAACUCUUGGUCCCAUUGAUGAAUAAAAUGUUUUGGGAGCAGAAAUCUUGAGUCCUCUCAACGUCUUUGUAGUGACUACUUCUGGAAUGUGAUAAGUCAAAUCUAGUCCAAUUGGGAAAACUUGAGACUCCUCGAAAAAACUGUCCAUCUCGAAAACUAGUUUUGUUUCAGUUUUAAUAAGUCUUCGGAUGCCAGCCAUGAACAUGUUGUAAUCUUGAAGGGGGUCGUUGAUUUCACUUGGAGGAAAUUCUGCAUCUGACGAGUCCGGUUCGGAGUCCACUGAGGAAUCAGGAGUGUGACAUCCUGGUUGGAGAUUCUGCGUUUCUGUUUCUGGGUUUUUGUCCGAGCCAAUAUUUAAAGAUUUUUGAAGGAUUUCUUUUGACUUUGACCAUUCAGAUAAAAGUUCUUCGAGUUCACCGUUAUGGCCGUCGUGAGGGGGAGUGGUAAAAGCGUCAGUGGUGGAACUAUUCAAAAUGGGAUCUCCGCCUUCACCGCACAAGACGUUAGUUGCCUGGAAAUCUGGAAGGUUAAUAGGAUUACUCUCAGCUAAAUCAGGGGUUGGGGUGCUGAUAUCUUCUCUUCCUGAUAAUUCAGCGUCUCCUCCAUGAUGCCUCCUUGGCAGGGGAAAUGGAGUCGGAAUUGCGUGAAACAUUUUGAAUAUAGAUGUAGUAUACUUAAAAAUAGUCUGCAGUGUGCUUUUUAGAAAAUCAAGGCGAAUCCGCUCUGAUGGAUAUAUAAUUUAUUCUUGGGUUCUGUUUGUACUCAAAAUUGCGUUAAAUUUAGAAAACCUCAAAAUAAGAAAAAAAAAUCUCCAUUGGUAAUAUAUUUACUACUCGUAUGAAUGUUUCUGCGUGAUAUCUGCACUUUAUCACUCUACGAUAGAGUGAUAAAGUGUCAAAUGAUCUUGAAAUGUUCGCAUAUUGUGCAUUUGUCAUUUGUAGAAUAAUACAAAAUUAGUUCUGUGGUUUGUCCGUGUCUCAGGAGGGACACAACCAGUGCAUAAGUCCUGACUCCGGUUAAAAAAUAUUUAAUCCCUGUUAAUCUAAAUUCAUGACACUCAUAUCGUUAAACGAUUUGGUUAUGUAUACAUAUGUACGCGUCUGUCUACACAACUUUAGUCAUUUAAUGCAUCUGUUUUACCCAAUGCUGCGAAAUCUGUAAUACUCAGAAAUAUCUAUAAAUCAAACUUUUGUAAUGUGAAUUAAAUUCCAGUGAAUGGUUACAAUUUUUGUGGUUAUUUUAACUUUAAUCGAUAAAUAUACAUAUGUAAUAUAAGUGACGCUUGUACUCGACCACAUCAAAUGUUCCUAUGAAAUGAAGUGCGACAACGUUCUAAGUAGAAUUCAAUCAAUUAAUAGAUUGUAUUGAAACGUCAAGUUUCCAGAAGUUUUGUAUUAGUCAACAAUUGGUGGCAGAUAUAUUUAUAAACUGUUGAAUAAGCAUUCAUAAGCCGCUUGAUAAGGUUUAACGAUAUGUGGAUCAUAUCUUACUUUUUUCAACUUCUCGCUUAAUCUUGAUUGGUUACGAGUACAGAUUCAUUUUGUCACAAACUAAACGCUGUACAUUAAAAUAAGGCAAAUAUAUUAAAUCAUUAUAUGUACCAAUGCAAGGUAUUUGUCAAGUGAUCAAGAUAAAGUAUCAGAUUUGUGUGCCCUAACCUUGGACGAUAAAAUUGCCAGUUUAAAAUUGGAUGCACCGAAUUACAAUUAACUAAUUGAGUUUUUGACAUUGCUGCACAAUGAAGUUUUUCUGCAGUUUAUUGUUCUUAUCGGCAUCAUGCACGUUAUGCAUGGGAUGGACGGGAACUGUUGUAUUUGAAGACAAUUUCGACGGUUCGUCUUUGGAUACUAUCAAAUGGGAAUAUCAAGAAGGCUGUGGGACUGAAUUCGGUUCAGGAAACCUUCAAUGUUACACCCGAAACAAUGUUCGAGUUGCGAACGGAAACUUGGUAAUUGACGCUCGACGACAGAACAUGGAGGACAAAGAGUACACUUCAGGUCGCAUCAGACAACGGGGUUUGGGAUUCUUGUACGGUGCAUAUGUCAUCAGAGCCAGGUUGGCACGAGGCGAUCAUCUUUGGCCAGCGUUAUGGCUUCUGCCCAUCAACAACGAGUGUCGAUAUGAAGAGAUCGAUAUUGCCGAGUAUCGUGGCCAGGCAGGAGAGGCGAGACAGUUGGAAAUGGCAGGUCACUGGGGUCGCAGUUGGGAUGCUCUGACAUCGAGAGGUGUCAAGAACACAAUUCCUUGGGAUUUGAGUACCGAUUUCCACGAGUUUGCCGUCUUGUGGCUCCCUUCUAAAAUCGAGUGGUAUAUUGAUAACCAGAAAUAUUAUGAGGUAUCCCUUGUCGAUGGCACGUUUAACUCCGAUCCGGCCAAAUUGCCAUGCCGUGGAAGUACCCAACCCUUUGACGAACCAACAAAUUUCAUAUUUAAUAUCGCCGUUGGGGGACCAUUCUUUGCGGAUUUUCCAAACUUUGACCCCAACACUUGGUCGAAACCAAGUAUGGAAAUUGAUUGGGUUAGAAUCUACCAGGAAUAAAAGCUAUAUAAAUAUUGAAAUCUAACACCAACACCAACUAUUGUAUUCGUUAUAUAUUCUUAAAAUUCGGCAUAAUAUCUGUAAAUUGAAAUAAAUAAAAAUGUGUAUGUGUAUCACCCUCAAAA